Messenger RNA from Homarus americanus (American lobster), 3457 nucleotides. RefSeq lists its product as uncharacterized. The transcript has 2 exons. NCBI's taxonomy places the organism in Eukaryota, Metazoa, Arthropoda, Malacostraca, Decapoda, Nephropidae. Bases 168 to 3065 code for a protein of 965 amino acids. The record is from RefSeq and is a predicted model, not a curated record.
CCCACCAGCAGACCAGACUCACCAGAGCGGCAGAGCCAGUGGCCCACAGUGCUGUAUCACCUAUUACCAAGUGUUACUAUGUGGCUGCACUUCAAGAGAUGAUGGAUUAACACUUCUACACAACCACUGGACGAUCAUAAGUACAGUCUGGCGCAACGACAUCGGAGAUGGGAACAUAUUCACGAUCGUUGGGUGUUCACCUGGAGGACUAUAAUCACCUCAAGUACACCAUCAGCCUUACCCGGGUGGGGCAGCGGGUCUUCUCCCAUGUCUUCUCCUGGGGCUUUAUAGGAGGUUCAGGCAGCAUUAAGGAGGCCAUCUUCAGUCUCCCUCAAUACUCUCAAGGCAAGUUUCGCAAGGACUUUAAUGCCAGCCAACGUGAAAAGAUCAUCAAAGGCGGACCAGUCUCUGAUUUUGACAUUACUUUGAUUUACAAGUUGUUGCAGUUAGUGUGUGGCUUGAGUAGUGCCAGUGACGUAGUGUGGAUAACAGAGACUUCAGACUCACUGGAGUACUAUCUUUAUGCUAUAAAAAUUAAGAGAAAUGAAAUAGCACAUGAAAACAUAAAACUGUCUCCUACAGAGAUGGUUGAAAAGUUAGAGGCACUUAGAGUAUUAUUUGUCAAAACAAUUGAGAAAGCUGAACAAAAAUAUGCCAUUGACAAAUAUACAGUGCACAGCUUAUUAAAUACCAUAAACCAACAACUGGAUGCAGUCAGAGACUCUCGUGUACCUUUGGAAACAGAAGCCGAGUACAAGAAAGAAUUAUUUGCAAGCAGAAGAUCUCAUGUGAUUGAAGAAGGAUCUAAAGAAUCUCAACAAACUUUUCAUGGUCUUUGUCAAGUAAGUGUGGCUCCUUGGCUGAUGGCAGGACAAACUGUGAAUGUCGAGAAAGUAUUCACACAACCAAGAUUAAAACGAGAUGAAACACAAAUAUUACAGAGACAGUUAUCAGCAGAAGAAAGCUAUGUGGCAGUGUGUGAUGUCCUGCAGGCAACGGAGUGUGACGGAACACAACCUCAGGUUACUUUACUUUCUGCUUUAAGUGGGAUGGGAAAGUCGACUCUACUAAAGUAUAUAAUUAACAGGGGAGUAAAUGAUCCAAUUGCUAUCAAGAACAUAGACAAUAUUGACAUGAUUAUCUUCCUAGACUGUCGCAAUGCUGCAUUUUCCUCCUUAAAUGCAAUGACUGCGCUCCUGCUACCUCGCACUGCUGCCAUGUUACAGCAGUCUGAAUUUAAACAAGUACUCCUUUCACUUGAUUUGCUUCUAGUAUUAGAUGACGUUGAUGAAUUGGACCAAAAGUCUUUCUCAAUAUUACAAGAAUUUUUGAGAGUGAUGUCACCAAGAACACGAGUUUUAGCCACAGUGUCUCGAGAAAAGACAAAGUUUGUUCGAAGAACAAUAUCAGCACUACACAAAACAGUACUUCAAUUGGAAAUUGAAGGGAUACCCGAUGAUCAAACUCUACCAUUUUUGCAACAGACUUUAUGUUAUGUUUCCCCUAAUGUUACCUCUGACCAAGAGAGUGAAUCAAAGCUCUGUCGUCUGAUAAGUUCAAAACGUCCAUGUUUGCAGGAACACUUGAGAUCUCCCGAGAUCCUGAGUCUUCUCGCUCUGAGCUGGGCGUUUGCUCCUGAUCGCCUCAACACUUCAACCACUGUCACAGAGAUCUUCAUGUUAGUGGAAGACCUUCUCAUCCACAAAGUUUUACAGAGUUUACCAGGAGCCUCACUGUCUACCAUAAGUACUCAGACUGCCAUUAGGUCAAAUCUAAAGAAAUAUCUGAUUUUACUGAGUGGUGUUGCAGCUAAAUGCUUGAGAAAUGGAAAAUUUAGCAUUGAUUCCAAGGAUCUCCUAAGACUGGCAGAUGAUUGUAAAAAAUUGGGAUUACCAGAGGAUUACCUGAUUUCAGCAUUUUUGAACUACACAAAUGACAGUAGCAGUAACUUUUCUUUGAGGAAUUGCAAGGUGUCCUUUCCUCGGCAUUCCAGCCUUCAAUAUUAUGCUGCCUGGCACAUCACUCAGAACCUUCGGGAUGCUCCACCCUCUGCAACUGUACGCCAGAUCCUAGGACUACCAUUGUCUGGUAUUGGUCAAGUUCAUGAGUCAAGCUUUCAAUCAAUGAUGAAGUAUCUAGUAGGAAUGUUGUCUGUGUUUCUCCCUGGACAGCUAAAGUCCAGGACAAUGGAAAUAGUUGACCUUUUGAAAGAUUUGGGGGUAAAAAAAGCAUCUACUUGGUUGCAGUAUAUUGAAGAGGCAAAGGAAGAAGCAACUCUAACAGGAGAAAUAUUAAGAGAGAUGGGUGAUGAGUGGGAAGUGGAAGACUUUGCUAUAUCUUCAACUCUAGUUAAUAUCCUCAAGAAAACUAAACUUAGCAAGCUAGUUCUUACCACAGUUGAAAAUCCACACAAAUACCCACAUUUACAAGAAGUUUUGAAACUUUGUGCUGGAUAUCCGAAGAUAAGACUGUCGCUCCAUCUAUACAAACACUUCUGGUCGGAUAAAACUGAGGUGUCUGACAAGUUCUUAAACACAGUGAUGAAUGAGGUGUCACCAUGUAUGUUGGAACACUUUGCUGGACGUUUGAGCUACUCAGCCAUAAGCAGACUUCCAGCCUCCCUCACUAAGUUAGCUCUCCACAUUACACCAAAUAUGUUGGAAGCUUUAAAUGGUUCACUGCCAUCCCUCAAAGCCUUACAAUUGCUUUAUUUAAACUUGGAUGCUUGUGCCAACACAGAUCCAAAGACAAUUCCAUCCCUGAAUAUCAUGGAGCGACCUGUUAUUCUCUCUGUGGAUAUGUGGAAAAUUACUAAAGCAACUAUCGAGUGGUCGUGUGAUGCUGCCAAGGCAAUAUCUAAAACUUAUGCGCGCCUGGUGCUCCGAGGAAGUGAUCUUGAUGCUGAUGGUUGUAGUGUGUGGGUGGAUAAACUGCACCAGCGUGGGGUCACAGCUUCCUGGGUCGUGGUGGGAUCUACUUGUGAUGUGAGCAAUGACCAACUUUCGUGCUUGCAGCAGUCUGCCACUAAAAUUGGGUGUGGAAAAUUUGUGUGGUUUAAAGUUUAAAUUUUUUCAGUGCUUUAAAAAUAAAAAUUUAAUCAAGGAUAAUCUUUGAAUUGUACAGGAGUAUAAGUAACGAGUUAAAUUCCACUUGUAUAAUUCAUAAUUAUGAAGGAAGUAUUGAAGGAACCGAUACUUUUAGUAGAAUCUCUCAAGGCCUUAAAUGUAGAAUUCUAGUAAUUACUGUAUCACGAACAAGAUAUUUGAAUUAAUUUUCACUUGAACCUUUAUAUUUGUACCUGAACAAUGUACUGUACUACUUUGGAUUUUGUAAAUCUAUGGAGAAUAUUGCUUUUAAUGAAUUAACAGUAAUGUUAUGAUACUGUACUUUAUAUUUUAUUGUUUAGCUGCUGCUGAAGUAUAUAGCACAGAUUUUACAAUUAAAUGGUUUAACAGAU